This is a messenger RNA of Venturia canescens, 913 nucleotides long. RefSeq lists its product as uncharacterized. The transcript has 2 exons. The coding region runs from base 200 to 847 and encodes 215 amino acids. The record is from RefSeq and is a predicted model, not a curated record. NCBI's taxonomy places the organism in Eukaryota, Metazoa, Arthropoda, Insecta, Hymenoptera, Ichneumonidae.
GCUUCCAAAUGCUACUUUCCGAAUAAUUACAGUUUAGAAGAAAAAAAAACGAGCGGUAAACAAAAAUGCGACUUGCCUCGACGCUCUAUAGUGACGACUUUCGAAAGUUUGAAGAGCAAGGGUCCCAACCAGCACACUGGAAACGUGCAGCUAUUCUUCGGUACGCAGUAUCACGUUUCGCUUCUGAGAGGAAAGAAAUAUGUUGGCUCGUUCGCAAUUGAUGCACAAGCGCAGUUCAUUAUUCAUCGGUUGUCUCGUGAUUGCGUUACUCGUUAAUGAAUCUUUUGGACAAGACAUAAUAUUUACCGAUGAAAAUGGUGCAGCGGUACAUCGUCGAAAUCAUGCAACGACCGAAGAAUCUGUAACGACUGCAAGUAGAUCGACCGCAAAGGCACCGAUGCCAACGGAAGAGUGCGGUCAAAACAUGGUUUUGGAUGACGACAAUGGGACAAGGCCGGAGAUUUGCGAGUGUCUCGCGGGUUACGUGUAUCACCUCGAGUCCGAUCAGUGUUAUUCCACAUAUAAGCAAGGACCGUGCGAACAUGGCUAUUAUUUUGUUCUCCAAGCAAACGAGACCGUGGCAAAAUGUAUACCGAAUCCUUGUACGAACGACAACGAGGUACCGUACGAGGGAUCUUGUUACCCUUUGCUGUCGUCGAGUGGACCUUGCCCCGAAGAUUUAAGCUUGGUUAUUUCGGAAACAACGUACGAACCCGUUUGCGAAGCAAUACGAGCCGUUUCCUAUCAUAUUAUAAUGGUGCCUCCGAAGGGUUGCGCUCCCGGAACGAGGAGAGCAGGAAGAAAUUUGUGCCGCACAAUACUCAAUCCUAAAAUUAAUAACGAUUGAAUAUACUAGGCACUGUAGAAUUUUUAUUUGUAUACAAGUGAAAAUAUAUUCGCUUCCUGUUUAUUA